Messenger RNA from Phaeoacremonium minimum UCRPA7, 2340 nucleotides. RefSeq names its product putative glycoside hydrolase family 55 protein. The record is from RefSeq and is a predicted model, not a curated record. NCBI's taxonomy places the organism in Eukaryota, Fungi, Ascomycota, Sordariomycetes, Togniniales, Togniniaceae. Bases 1 to 2340 code for a protein of 779 amino acids. The transcript has a single exon.
AUGGGCCUUCCAACGAUCAUCACACUCUUUCUCCUGGCCUUGCGCCUUUUCGGGCUCCAAACCCUCGCCGCUCCUGCUCCAGCACCUCAGGCCUCUGCGCCUGCUGCGGCCGCUGGAGGUUUCUGGAUGGCUUCUAUUCAGCGACAGGGAACUGCAGCGUUUGGCGACUCUGGCUACCAGGUUUUCCGCAACGUGAAGGAUUUUGGCGCUGUUGGCGACGGAAGCACCGACGAUACUGAUGCGAUCAACACUGCCAUCUCAACUGGCAGCCGAUGCGCUGAGGGCUGCGACAGCUCGACCAUCACUCCCGCACUCGUUUACUUCCCUGCCGGCACCUAUGUUGUCAGCAAACCGAUCAUUCAACUCUACUACACUCAAUUCGUGGGUGAUGCGACUAAUCCACCCACUCUCAAGGCCGCCGCUGGCUUCGAGGGUAUGGCCGUGAUCGAUGCGGACCCGUACGAUGACACCGGUAACAACUUCUGGGUCAACCAGAACAACUUCUUCCGCCAGGUCCGCAACUUCGUCAUCGACUUGACUGCCAUGCCCGCCUCCAAGGGCGCGGGUAUCCACUGGCAGGUUGCGCAGGCGACGUCUCUCCAGAACAUCGUCUUCAAUAUGGCCACGGAUGCUGGUGAGGGCAACAAGCAGCUUGGUAUCUUUAUGGACAACGGAUCUGGUGGCUUCAUGAGCGAUCUGACCUUCAACGGUGGACAGUACGGCGCCUUCUUCGGAAACCAGCAGUACACCACCCGCAACCUAACCUUCAACGGCUGCCAGACCGCUAUCUUCAUGAACUGGAACUGGGCGUGGACCCUGAAGGAUGUCACGAUCAACAACUGUGGAGUCGGAAUCGAUAUGGCCAAUGGCGGUGCUAGUCAGACUGUCGGCUCGGUCCUUCUCGUGGACAGUGUUAUCUCCAACACUCCUAUUGGUAUUUCUACCGCCUACGAUCCCUCCUCCGCUCAGACCAACGGCACUCUGAUCCUCGACAAUGUCGACAUGACCUCCAACGUCCCUGUCGCCGUCGAGGCGUCUACCUCCAAGGCUACCAUCCUCGCUGGUAACGCAAAGAUCGAGUCAUACGUCCAAGGUCGCAGCUACACCCCUGCUGGCGCCGGCAAGGCUGUUCAGGCACCCCAGAACGGCGUUGUCAAGCCGGAUGUUCUCCUUGACAGCUCAGGCAAGGUGUUCACCCGCAGCAAGCCCCAGUAUGAGACUCUCCCCGCCUCAAGCUUCGUCUCUGUCAAAUCCGCUGGUGCCAAGGGUGACGGUACCACCGAUGAUACCGCUGCUAUCCAGAAGGUGCUUGACAGUGCUACCGCGGAUCAGGUUGUUUACUUCGAUCACGGUGCCUACCUCGUCAAGGAUACCAUCAAGAUUCCCAAGGAUAUCAAGAUCGUCGGCGAGAUUUGGCCCCUUAUCUUGGCUGACGGAGCUUCCUUCAACGACCAGGCUAAUCCGAAGCCCGUUUUCCAGGUCGGCCAGGCCGGCGAGACUGGUUCUGUUGAGAUGUCAGACCUCAUUCUCGAGACUGCCGGUGCUGCUCCGGGUGCUAUCAUGAUUGAGUGGAAUGUCGCCGGAACAUCCGCUGGUGCUGCUGGCAUGUGGGAUGUGCACACUCGCAUUGGUGGCUCGGCUGGUACUCAGCUUCAACUUUCCAACUGUGCGAAGAACCCGAACAUCACCAACCCAGUCAACACUGACUGCUUUGGCGCCUUCAUGCUCUUCCAUGCUACCGAGACCGCGUCUGCUUACCUCGAGAACACCUGGUUCUGGGUCGCCGAUCACGAUCUCGAAAUUGAGGCGCACAACCAGCAGAUCGACAUCUUCAAUGGUCGUGGCGUGCUGAUUGAGAGCAGCCAGCCGAUGUGGCUGUACGGUACUGCUUCCGAGCACAGUGUCUUGUACAACUACCAGCUCACCAACGCCAGCAACGUCUACAUGUCACUCAUUCAGACCGAGACGCCUUACUUCCAGGGCAACCCGGACGCGAACACGCCGUUCACUGUCAACGCCAACUUCUUUGACCCCUCGUUCACGGACUGCACGGGCGACGCAUGCGCGCGCUCAUGGGGUCUGCGCGUGGUGGAUUCAUCAGACGUGUACAUCUACGGCGCGGGCUUGUACUCGUUCUUCGACAACUACGACCAGGUGUGCCUGGAGACGGAGAGCUGCCAGGACAACAUGGUCUCCUUCGAGAACAGCCAGGUGCACCUGUUUGGGCUGAGCACCAAGGCAUCCACCAACAUGUUGACCGUCAACGGGCAGAGCGCUGCGCUUGAUAGCGACAAUCGCAACAACUUCUGCGCAACGUUGGCCUUCUUCGCGAGCUCCUAG